Molecule: messenger RNA, 2307 nt
Organism: Fusarium coffeatum
Lineage: Eukaryota; Fungi; Ascomycota; Sordariomycetes; Hypocreales; Nectriaceae
Exons: 2
Coding region: 1-2307 (768 amino acids)
Biological process (GO): endoplasmic reticulum unfolded protein response
Source: RefSeq, a predicted model, not a curated record
AUGGCUACUAUGCCUCCUGCAACUGGUCCUGAAGAUGGCCAAUCUUCCGUCACCGCGACUUCAGCAGUCGACGAACAGACUAUAAAUGUGCAGGUCCUGUCACCGUCUAAUGGUGUAACCGGGCCUCUGCUGUUUCCUGGUCUCGCUGCCAAUACCACCGUCAAGCAGCUCAAAGACAAGAUUCGACAGAGCCUUACUUUGCGCCCUGCCGAUGAGAACCAGCGAUUGAUUCAUCGGGGGCGCGCAAUCGUGCGCGAGUCGGACACCUUGCUUGAUAUAUUCGGCGCAGAUGCGGUCCGAAACCCCGAGCAACAUACAAUCCAUCUAGUCAUUCGUGAUGUACACGAUAGUCAAACUUCGGCCUCGACCGCCCCUUCUGCGCCUCCGAACCUAGCUGCUCCUGGUCCAGCAUCAGCGCCGGCGCGAGGACCCAGCCCGACAGCUUCUGCUCCGCCGACAAAUCCUCCACGAGCACAACCACCUUUUCACGGUCAACCAUUCGGAUACCAGGUGCCUUGGCGAAAUUCGAUGCCUCCAACUUCCAACCCGUUCCCUCAGCCUCGUAUGCCGUCACCUUCUCCGACCCACACCCCUGAGCAAGCUGCGGCCUUUCAACACCAACACCAGAAUAUGACACAGUGGCUGACUAAUAUUCAACGAGAGGCCAUGGCAAGAGCACUUAACCAGAAUCAACGUACAAGGGCUCAGAUGGGAAUGCGUGGUGUUGGAGAUAAUGGUGCAGGGGCUGUUCCGACAAGUGAGAGAAGCGGUCGAGCGAGCCCAGCUCCAGGCCAAACCAUAUAUCGCGAGCAUGUUGGACCUAACGGGCACACCACCUACCAGGUUCAGACUUUUACAAGCUCUGGAGGAAGCGGGCAACAGGGUCACGGCAGUGCCGCUGUUUCCAUGUCACCAGCCGAUGUGCAUAACAUUAUUCGAAGUGCCGAUGUCAACCAAGCUACAUCAGCAGCCACCAGUGCAAUGCAGCGCAGCGCUUCUAGCACAUCUUUACACAACCGCCCUUUGGCACAACCUGGAGUGACGGCACCUCUUUAUCCCUAUGGAUAUUCUGCCAUGUCGAGCAGACGAGGGACUCCGGAGCCAGCUUCUACUCGACUUGCUCCCACGGCAGCUUCUGGCAGUUCUCAAUCAAGGCAAGGGCCCGAAGUUUACAUUCUCUCAUCACCUGAAGGCCCAAGAGCUUUAUUGUUCAACAACACAAGCUCUGAGGCAUAUUACACCCCACGACUACGCACUCAGACAAGCCUCCCUCAACUUCGACAAACCAUGCUCAACCCGUUACAGGAGUCUUUUAAUGCACAAAUGCGACAUAGACACCACCAUCAUCACCACCACCAUCCUCGGCCCCAAGUGCCAAUGCAGCAGCACCUGGGUCAGAUGCCACCACAAGCACAACCUCAUUACCCUCAAGGCUUCCGGCCCUUGGUUCAACAACCUAUGCCCCAACAGCAACCUGCAGUCCAGGGACAGGCUCCGGUUCAGGCUCAAGCCCAGGCUCAGGGUCAAGGCCAAGUACAAAACCAAGGCCAGGAACCAGAGGCCGGGGCGUUCAUGGGCCCCUUAAUGCACCGAGGUAACCCACCGAUGGGUGCACUUCCGCCACUUCUUAUACAGCUAUGGCCACAGAUUUGGCUACUGUUUCGUUUGGCUCUGUUUGUCUGGUUUUUCACUUCUCCUAAUGCGAGCUGGUCUCGAUGGUUCACUAUUAUCGUGGUCGCUGUCUUCAUCUUUGUGCUCAGCACUGGUGUUUUGAACGGAGUUCCAGACCACGUCUGGCGACCACUGGGACGACACCUCGAGAACUUGAUUCCUUUGGACCCAAGAGGACGGGGUGCCGCUGCGCCGGAGCAGCGUAACCAGCAGAACCCACAGCCUAGACAAGACCCUGACCCUACUGAGAUGGCAAGACGACUUGUAGCGCAGCACCAAGGCCAAGAGAAUUGGGUUAUUUCUCAAGUCAGACGUCUCGAGAGAGCUGGCCUCUUGUUUCUAGCAAGUAUCGCACCGGGUGUUGCAGAAAGGCAUAUUGCCAACUUGGAGGCAGCAGCGCGAGCUGAAAGGGAACGCAUAGAAGCUGAGGCAAGAGAGGCCGAGGCAGCAGCGGCGGCGGCUCAAAACGAUGAAAAUAAUGAAGCCCAGGCUGGAGAUGGAGAGGAAGCGACGACCACAGGCAUUGAGGCAAAUCAAGUGGAGAGGGCACCGGAAGACCGCGAGGGACCACCAGCAGAGCAAGGAGUUCAAGAGGAGAACCAGCAUGAUGAGAGGCAACCACUUAUUCAGCUGUAG